Messenger RNA from Letharia lupina, 858 nucleotides. RefSeq lists its product as uncharacterized. NCBI's taxonomy places the organism in Eukaryota, Fungi, Ascomycota, Lecanoromycetes, Lecanorales, Parmeliaceae. The record is from RefSeq and is a predicted model, not a curated record. The transcript has 2 exons. Bases 1 to 858 code for a protein of 285 amino acids.
AUGGAUACUGGUGGUCAAGGGAGACAAGGGCCUAGCUGGGGUGGAAUGGAGGGACUUCUGGUGCAAAGACGUCGGGCUAGCCGUAUUCUGUCCCUUCAACAUUUCAACCAUGCUGGAUGGUGGAAGGGUGUGCGCAUUGAGGUCGCAGCAAAAGAUGUCAGAAACCGGCUCCUGAGCACAGUGCUUACGUAUACGAGUGUUCUGAAAGAGCGAGCCUGGAAGCUGAUGGCCAAUGCAGACAGGAUAGCGAGGCUUACACAAGCUGCAAACGCUAUUGGACAGAGAGCAGUGGAUAGGCUAGCAGAACCGGAGGGAGAGAAGGGGACGAUAGAGGGCGAAGAGGUCCGUGUUAACACUGACCAGGACAAGGGUUAUGAGGCUGACUUCGAUGAAUUCGGGUUUCUAUCGGCUGAUCAAGCUAUGCUCAGACACAGCCAUUUGGCAAAAAGGGAAAAAAAGUCAGUCAGAAAGAGGGCCAUGAGAUGGCAUUUCUGUCGACCGAAUCGCAAUGGGUGGGACGACUACUUAAUUGGACAGCGCAACGCCGCUCUCCGCGCCACUGAGCCCGAAGUGGACUUGGCCGAAGCCUCGAUAUCAGAGAUGGAAGUCUCAUCUUCGGAGUCUGGAAAUAGCUCCGCGGAAUCCUUACAUUUGGUGACUCCGAUGGUGCGAUUUCUUGUGUCAGAUGCUGAGGAUGCCUCGUCUCGAUCUCCGGAUUCGCCGAUGCAAGAAGCCCCCUUGGAGACCGCCGACGAUCCCCCUUUGGAAGAAGACGAGUCCUUAGACUCUUGGUCUGACCCGGACGAGACUCUCGCGACCAUUGGUGAUAGCGUUGGCCUUGCCGUGAGGCUAUUCUAG